AUGUUUUGGCUUCUAUUAUCAGUAGCGUUUGCUUUGGAAAAUUCCACUCAUGUUUACGAAAGUGUGACUGACCUUUGCAAGAAAAUGCAAAUUUGCUAUCAAAAUAUCCCUAUUGCUGUUUCUCAGCCUCUCUUACAGCUCUCAGUUCAAAUCUAAACUUAAAAUUAAAGUUAAAUGCAGGAUUGGCUUCGCCUAUUGGCAAAAAAGCCACCAAGGAACUCCAAUGGGAUUCGACCUCUUUGGAACGUCGGCAGGCAGAACUUCUUAUCUUUAGAUGACUAAUUAGGCGAGUAUCAGCUCGAACACUACAUUUCCUCUUUUUCAACAUCUAGGGCCACAGCAUCUGUGAAGUAGUUUCUGUAUCUCCAUUUCCUCCUUGUCUUAUCAGCUCCAGUGUUGAGUGGGAAGGCUAUGCACUCUGCCACACGCUGCUUGGGUUGAACAAAGGUUUCCGCACAAAAAUCUUAAAAAUGUAAUUUCUGGCCAACUUUCGGCAAAAAGGAAAAAUUCGAGGCCUGGGGGAUAACUCCCAGCUUCACGCUAGGAAGAUGUGCAAAUGGUCUAGACAUUGCCUGUAGACUUCGCUAGGCUUUCCCUUUCCAACUCUGAACCCACCUUUUUCAUUGGGGUAAAAUACAAUCCUGAAAGCGGAGAUCUAGGUUCUGUGCAUUACCAGAAUUGCUGUCCGUUUUCUGAGUUGGCAAAGCCUUACCUGGUAUAAAUAAAAUGCGCUCUAGGCUGCAUUGCUGUGAGGCAAUGCCCGGGCUAAGAGCUAUUUUAUUUGUGCUUUCAGCUCAAAUCAAAUUGACUGAUCUAGAUGAGGAUUUAACUGAGUAUCCAACUCCUAAGCCAGUUGUUUAUAUAAGGUUUGACGCAGUUCCAGAUGAAGAAUUCUAUGAUUACAAAUUCGAGCUCAAAAACAGUGAAGAUUGGAAAUCUAAAAUAGAUAACCCUUAUAUAUUUUAGAAAUAAAAUGGUGACGUUGACGGAAAUCGGAAUCCGAGGCGACACCUCUGAUGGAGCAAUGGACCGUCGAGAGAGAGGUGGCGAAAUGUGCCUUUAGGGUUCAAGUAGACUGUCUCAAUGGGAAGCUUGCCGAAGCAGGGUGUUUUGUUUCUCCCCGAAGGUUUUUCCUGUCCCUGCCAGAUGGGCUAGACAGGUUUUACCUACCACAUGGUCUUUCCUCAUCGGGACCAUUGGGGCGCUCACAAGAAGCGGCUCUGCCCAAGAUGAGCUAAUCUCCUGGACAGGUGGUUCAGGCUGAAAAUCCAAAAUGGCGUCAUGCCAUCUUUGGAGCCGAGAUGGGGCGUAUGGUCAGCGCCUGCGGAAGCGCUUAUGGCCGGAUACUUAAUAGCUUCUUAUAUAUUUAAUUAUGAGAAGCUAAAAUUAUUAAAAUUAUUAGCAACAUUUAUUGAAAAUAGCUUAUUCCAUACCCAAAAAAGGCUAAUUAUUUUGUGUUAAGAUUAGACGGAGGCUUAUUAGAUCAAAGUCAUCUAAUGCCAGCUUAUACAGUUUAUGGAUGGAGCUAUAAAAUAAAGACGUGGGCUUAUUACUGUGAAUCCCAGUUUUCAACAUCGUCUCAAUAUUUAUUAAGUGGGUUUUAUUCUGAGAAAGAUCCACAGUGUGAUAUUGACGUUCUAAAUACUCAAAGCGGGACUAUUAGUAAGCCUACCCAGCCAGUUAUAUAUGAAGUGCCAUCUGGGGCUGAAUCUUUAAUAAUAAGCGUCUCGGGCGUCGUCAGUAACUUGAAUGUGACGGCAAGCCCAGACAAUUUUAUAUUUGUAAAUUCUUUGAAUGAAAAUUAUUCAUGGACAUUUACUGAACCAGGGCGAUUUAUCGUUCCAAGCCCUAGGCCUGGCCGUUGGCAUCUUCUGUUCUUUUCUAUGAAUGACACAUCUUUUGGCUAUGAAAUUGAUACACUAGAUUAUGAGUGGGAUAAAGAUGGAAAUAUGGUGAUUGGGAAGAGUGUAGCUUACCAAGACUCAGUAAAAAGCUAUACUAGUCUUGUGGAUAGCGACAUUAAGAUAGACUGUACUGGGAGUUUUAAUUCAGAUUCAGAUGUGCAGUAUCAUAGAUUUAUGGUGCUACCUGAUCACACUGAUGAAAGAUUUGGAACUAAGUUAAAAAUAUGGCAUAGGAGAUUAAAUUCUAUUUAACGCAAAUAAUUAAUAAAAGAUGAAUUUUAUAGCAAAUUAAAUAAUCACAGUAUAUAUAACAGUACUUUAGAUGAAAAUACAAUUUACAAUCUAUUAAAUGAAGAUUUAGAAAUCAAAAUUCAGCUUGGAAGUCCUCCAACCAAUACAAGCUCAUAUCUAUCAUUCGCUAACUGCAAAAGCUCUGACGUUUACUGUAAAGUUAUAAAAGAAUCCUCAGGAAUUUCAAUGGUAAUAGAAUUUCGAUACUUGAAAAAAGGUAUAAAUUAUGCCUCUUUCAAAUUAAAUUCACUCUCUACUAUAAGCUCUCCUAUAUAUUACCAACUUGGCAUGUUUCGGUCUAAAGUCGGCGACAAUAUCUGCCACUCAGAAUACUAUUAUUUAUACAACGAAAUAGUUUAUACCUGCUAUUGUAUGAGAAACACUGCAGGUCCAUAUUGCGAAAAAACUGCUUUCAGCGAUACCAUUUAUGACCUUGGGCUGACUUUUCUAAUCACUUCAAAUCUUGCAAUGAUACCAGCAUUGGUUGUUGGCGUUAUAUAUUUAUACUAUGGAGAAGUUGCUGUAUAUGGCUCAAAUAUGAUCGCAAGCAUGAUCUACCAUGCCUGUGACUGGCAAUAUUAUUGUUUCGAUUUCAAUCCUAUGACACUUCUAUUGAUAGAUUUUUUAUUAAGCUAUAUGAGCAUUAUGGUCUGCUUGGUUCACGUCUCAAGGCUAAAAAACCCAAAUGUAAAAACAGCAGCCUAUGUAUUUUUAUUUGUGAUUUUACUGUACAUUGGACUAAAUACAGCUUUUCGUGGGACCUUAGUCACAUUUAUGGUAAAAAAUAUAUAGCCACCAUUAAUUGCUGGUCUGAUUCCAAUAUCAAGAUAUAUCUAUAUAAUUAUGAUGCUUUCAAAGCGAAAAGAAAAUAAAUGUUGGAGCUGGCGUCAAGUUAAGUGGUUUUUUGUUACAAGCAAGCUCAUUAAUUUGAAAUGGGCACUGGCUGCUAUUGUGAGCUUUGCGCUUGCUUUGACAAGCCGAUUUCUUGAAUUAAAUGACAACUAUUACAUCGUAAAAUUUAUUUAGACUCAUUCCUGCUGGCACAUUUUUGUAAUGCUGACUCCAUUUUUUGUAUUUUUUGUAUUCCCACGAGACCAAAAAGAUUUCGAGAUAGAAAGGUCAAGCACUUCUGAGCUGAUCUCUCUCGAAAGCUAUGCCCCUCUGAAGUCUAUUAAUUAG
Blepharisma stoltei is the source of this 3374-nucleotide messenger RNA. NCBI's taxonomy places the organism in Eukaryota, Ciliophora, Heterotrichea, Heterotrichida, Blepharismidae. The record is from the annotation of a GenBank genome assembly.